AUGGCCACAUCAGCUACCGACGAUGUUGCUGCCAAAGCAGACGGCAUCAUCUCGCACAUGAACAAUGAUCACAAGGACUCGCUCGCCUACCUUGCGACGCACUACGGCGAUCUUGCAUCGCCACUGAAGCCCAACCAGGUGCUCAUGACCGCCAUCGACAAGAAGCACCUCGAGAUCGUGUACAACACCCAAAAGGGCGCGACCCCGGGUAAGGGCAAGCCUGGAUCCAACACUGUCAGCGUGCCCUUCCACCCUUACUUGUCCGGCUACUCGGAAGUACGACAGCGACUGGUUGACCUCUCCGCCGUGUCGGAGCGAGUCAUCACCACGCGCAAGCCUGACAUUGUAUACCGCACACCCAAGUUCGCGCUGUACAGCGUGGCGUUGCUCGGCAUAGCUUACUUUGCCCUGCGAUCGGAUACGCUGGCAUCGCACGGUAUUUUCCAGUCGAUUUUGCCGGAGGGCAGGCUGACUCAAUGGAACGAGCUGCGAAACAAUACGCUCGGUGGACCCGCCAAGAUGGAUGCUUUCAUCAAGAGCAUUGUGCGCGCUCACUUGUUCGAAGCCGUACUGAUGGCUCUGGUCUGCUAUUGGAAGGGUGCCAGCAAAUUGGUCGCCAUCAGGUGGAUCCUCACUACCAUUCCUCUGGGUAUUCCGGCAUGGAUUGCGUUCUUUACGCUCAACUCGCACAAGAGGGCACUCAAAAGGUCGAUCUACAUUGACGCCGACAAGAAGAAGAAGUGA
This is a messenger RNA of Pseudozyma hubeiensis SY62, 744 nucleotides long. RefSeq lists its product as hypothetical. NCBI's taxonomy places the organism in Eukaryota, Fungi, Basidiomycota, Ustilaginomycetes, Ustilaginales, Ustilaginaceae. The transcript is spliced from 2 exons. The record is from RefSeq and is a predicted model, not a curated record. Bases 1 to 744 code for a protein of 247 amino acids.